This is a messenger RNA of Cavenderia fasciculata, 165 nucleotides long. RefSeq lists its product as uncharacterized. The record is from RefSeq and is a predicted model, not a curated record. The transcript has a single exon. NCBI's taxonomy places the organism in Eukaryota, Evosea, Eumycetozoa, Acytosteliales, Cavenderiaceae. The coding region runs from base 1 to 165 and encodes 54 amino acids.
AUGGUUCGUGUCGGUGAUCACCAACCCAUCAUCACCUUUCUUUCAUUGUUUGUUGAUUGGUUUACAUGUCGUAGUAGUAGUAGUUGUUGUUCGUUGAUAACAAUUGAUCAACCAGAGCAAUGUAAGAAUGUUAUGUUGUAUGAUCAUCCACUUUCAAAAAUCUAG